Drosophila grimshawi is the source of this 917-nucleotide messenger RNA. Its product is annotated as gamma-glutamylcyclotransferase. Gene Ontology annotation, molecular function: gamma-glutamylcyclotransferase activity. NCBI's taxonomy places the organism in Eukaryota, Metazoa, Arthropoda, Insecta, Diptera, Drosophilidae. The coding region runs from base 167 to 733 and encodes 188 amino acids. The record is from RefSeq and is a predicted model, not a curated record. The transcript is spliced from 4 exons.
CGCUUUGUCAGCUGGGCAAGUAGCAUGUAAACAAAGAAAACAUUAAUUGAGUGACGUGUACACAUUAUUAAUAAUUAGAGUGAAUGAAUCUACCGCGUAAUAUUGAUUGUAUUAUUGAGUAAAAGAACGUAAAAAGUGCCGAAUACACACCUGAAGCGAGCUUUAGAUGAAGAUGGCCGGCAAAUUCUAUUAUUUUGGCUUUGGCAGCAAUAUGUUGGCCAGUCGCAUCCACAUACAAAAUCCCACGGCGAGGCGCCUCGGAGCUGGCAGACUGGAGAACUAUCGCCUAGAUUUUAAGGCUGUCGGCUCGAAUAACUGGCUGGGAGCACCGGCGACAAUUGUGCCGACGGCUGGUAGUCAAGUGUUUGGCGCCAUUUGGGAGAUUGACAUGUGCAAUCUAAAGGAUUUGGAUAACCAGGAGGGCGUUUCCGACGGCAUUUAUAUACCGAUUAGUGUGCCCGUUCACUCGCUGACCACCAAGGACGAGGUCAUCUGUCGCGCCUACCAUCUCAGCAAUCAACCGGACACGAUUGUCCAUGCCGAAUCCGCUGUGACAGAUGUGCCUCAGAAUCGCCAGCCCUCUUGCACAUAUCUGAAGGUGUUGGUCAAGGGCGCCGAGGAGACGGGCAUACCCGAGAUAUAUAUCAAGUGGCUGAAGGGUCUGCACCACAAUGGCAACAUGGUCGAGGCAAUGGAGCUCAAAUUGGAACUAUCUGAAGUCAAACUCAGUUAACAUUGAACUCUGCAAAUUCCUAUUCUAUAUUCGUAUGAGUUUCCAUUUUUUAUAUAUAUUUUGUAUUCUCCUUUUUGGAUCCAACUUUUUACAAAUGUGUAUAAAAUAUUUUUAAAGGGUUGACUGAGCACAUUAUACAUUUAUAACAAAUCAUUUCACGCAUUCAGAAAUAAAUAAAUAUAUA